CCUCAAGCGCUUCUAGCAAGACAAACGACCAUGUCCCAAGAUGACAGCCCCGGGAAAGAAACACACAAUGACCCUUUCCCUUGGGAACUGGGUGUCUACGACGCCCACUGCCACCCAACAGAUAUCAUGGCCUCGAUCGCCGAGAUCCCGCAGAUGAAAGCGAGGAAGCUUACGGUUAUGUCUACGCGCGGGGAAGACCAGGAUCUUGUAUUCAAUAUCGCCUCAAAGUUCUCAAAAGAGGAAAACAGCAACAAUGGGGGGAAUGAGGGCCGCAUCCUCCCAUGCUUCGGCUGGCAUCCAUGGUUCUCAUAUCAAAUCCUCGACGACACCACAACACCGGAAUCAACAGACGAAGACGACGACGACCUGAAAAAAGCACACUACAAAAAAGUCCUAACACCCUCCCCAAAAGACGACGACACAGGAAACCACUUCAUAUCCUCCCUCCCAUCCCCAAAACCCCUCUCCAACCUCAUAACCCAAACCCGCACCCGCCUGAGCACCCACCCAACCGCCCUAAUCGGCGAAAUAGGCCUCGACCGCGCCUUCCGCCUGCCCAACCCCUGGACAACCAAGGACUUCGAAACCCGCGAUAAUACCGUGACACCUGGGUCGCGGGAGGGAAGGAAACUGUCUCCGUACCGGGUACACUUGGAGCACCAGAAGGUUGUGUUGAGGGCUCAGUUACGGUUGGCGGGGGAGAUGGGGAGGGCGGUGUCUAUACAUAGUGUGCAGGCGCAUGGGGCUGUGUUUGAUGUGUUUAAGGAACUAUGGAAGGGGUAUGAGAGGAGGGUUGCGAGUAGGAAGGAGAGGAGGAGGGGGAGUGUUGCGGGGGCGUAUGAGGAAAGUGAUGAGGAUGCCGCUAAGGCAUCUCAAUCCAAAUCUACAUCAGAAGAAGAAGAGAAGAAGCCGUCACUUCCCUUCCCACCACGCAUCUGCAUGCACUCAUACUCCGGACCCGUGGAAGCAGUGAAGCAAUUCCUGCACCUGGCCAAUCCAUCUGAUGUCUAUUUCUCCUUCUCGAAUGUGAUUAAUUUCUCCGCGCCGGGGGCGCAGAAGGCGAUUGAUGUCGUUAAGGCGUUGCCGGAUGAUAGAGUUCUUGUGGAGAGUGAUUUGCAUACGGCGGGGCCGGUGAUGGAUGGGCUUUUGGAGGAUGUUGUAAGGAGGAUUUGUGAGAUUCGAGGGUGGGGGUUGGAGGAGGGGGUUAGGAAGUUGGGGGAUAAUUGGAGGAGGUUUGUUCAUGGGUAG
Aspergillus glaucus CBS 516.65 is the source of this 1248-nucleotide messenger RNA. RefSeq names its product TatD family hydrolase. Gene Ontology annotation, molecular function: hydrolase activity, acting on ester bonds. Lineage: Eukaryota; Fungi; Ascomycota; Eurotiomycetes; Eurotiales; Aspergillaceae. The transcript has a single exon. The coding region runs from base 31 to 1248 and encodes 405 amino acids. The record is from RefSeq and is a predicted model, not a curated record.